Molecule: messenger RNA, 541 nt
Organism: Mauremys mutica (yellowpond turtle)
Lineage: Eukaryota; Metazoa; Chordata; Testudines; Geoemydidae
Product: kinesin-like protein KIF21B
Exons: 5
Coding region: 1-450 (149 amino acids)
Biological process (GO): ribosomal large subunit assembly
Cellular component (GO): nucleolus
Molecular function (GO): protein binding
Source: RefSeq, a predicted model, not a curated record
AUGGGCAGGACUUCGGACGUUGGCUUCACAUCUCCCUCAUCCCCUCCCACCAGGCCGUGCAACAACCACGACGUCUUCUCUCGCCUCACCAGCAACCAGAGCCAGGGCUCCGCCCUGGACAAGGGCCUCAUUAACCCCGUGGGUGGUGCCAGGAGUGCCUGGACGGCCCCCCUGCAGUGCAGUUCCCUGGCGGAGGGACACUCCAAGCCCAUUCUCUGUGUGGAUGCCACCGACGAGCUGCUCUUCUCCAGAUCCAAAGACUGGAGCUGCAAAAUGUGGAACCUGGUGACGGGCCAGGAAAUCGCCUCGCUGAAGGGCCACCCCAACAAUGUGGUGUCCAUCAAGUACUGCAACCACUCGGGGCUGGUCUUCACCGUCUCAACCUCCUACAUCAAGGUGUGGGACCUCCGGGACUCGGCCAAGUGCGUCUGCACCCUCACCACCUGCUAAGUCCUGCUGAACCCAACUAGUGGUUGGGAAAGGAUCCUGGGGCAGAAAGGGUGAUCUACACCAUGCAUCUGACCCUGCAUGAUGUCCCAGG